Molecule: messenger RNA, 2946 nt
Organism: Rhodamnia argentea
Lineage: Eukaryota; Viridiplantae; Streptophyta; Magnoliopsida; Myrtales; Myrtaceae
Product: formin-like protein 3
Exons: 7
Coding region: 568-2781 (737 amino acids)
Biological process (GO): chloroplast organization
Cellular component (GO): chloroplast outer membrane
Source: RefSeq, a predicted model, not a curated record
AUAUUGAUCAGGUAUGACAGUAUCCGGUCAAAAAGAUGUCAUUCUUUUGUAUCUUUCAUCUCCGAUUAUCUUUGAUGUAAAUCGAGGACGAAACAUGCAUAUGUUGUCAAACGAAUUUUCCAAAGCACCAAAGCGAUAUGUCAAUCAUCAAACUCCACCACUCAUCAAGCAUGACAGUGCUAAAAUCUGUUGGAAAUUCAAUAUGCUCUGAUAGCAAUUGCUUUUUGCUAAAGCGUACUGAGUUAAUUAAAGAAGACGGCUAUUGCAUCAGUACAUCAAACAAUCUAGGCAAAGUUAGUUGCAGGAAAUAUCGAAUCCAACCAAAUUAGACAUGAAUCGGCAGAAGAAGUUGAUGGCUUCAACACUUGGAUCAAGUUUAUGGACAGGCAACUUCAUUUGGAUGAUGGAGCUCCGGCCAAAGACGAAUUGAUUGGAGAGACAGUAUUGCGGUCACUCCUUGUUGCUUUACUUCCACGGAAGUACCUGGCCGCCAAAAGGUCUCAAGGGUUCCGUCGCACUUGAGAAAUGUCUGUUCAGUAGUCCAUCUCAUAGCUGAGGAUAAGAACAAUGGAUAACCUCCAAGGGAAUAAGACAAGGAGGAGAGUGAAGCUCAUAGAAAUGAAGAGAGCGGCAAUCGAUCAGGGAGUGGCCUCCUUCUGCAAUGCUAUAAAAUCUCUAGGAGAGCUUUGGAAGAUGAAUCAUGAAUGGAUGGAGAACAUCAAUCCUGAUGAAUUUGGAGGCAUGGAUAGCAUCAAUUUGGAAAAACUAGGUAUGCUGCCACUCCCAAUGCAAUUCACUUUCCAUUGGAAAGACAUUCUUGCCGUGAGUUUUCAAUUAUCGAUUACAGUUGAUAAUUCAGUUUGUGUGAGGAAUCAGUUUCUUAGGAAUCAGUUUCUUAACAGCUUUCAUGUUUCCCUUUUUUCUCCUGCAGUUGAUGAAGUGGUGGAAACUCAUGUCCUCAGGGAGUCUCAGGCAAACCAAAACUCCUUUAAUCCCAUUCCAACUACUUCCAUUUGGGAACCGAAGAAGACCAGAAGGCUUCCGACUGAUGUCUCAUUCAUCCCUUGUCUUUUUAGGAGUCUCAGACGUAAUGCUGUGAAAAAACCGGAACCCAUUCAGGAAAUAUUAGCAGAAGCAAGCAAAUCCGGUGCAACACCAGCAGCUUUGGCACAAAAAUCUUACUGGAAUGCAAAAGCACCACCCCCACCUCCACCUCAACCUCCACCUCCACCUCCAUCGUCUCCCAAUUUAAUACCAAAUCUUGCAGCUCAGCCGGCCCCACAACCAGUGCUAUCCAAGAUCUCAGGAACGGUGUUGCCAAAAAAACCACCACCACCACCACCUCCUCCUCCUCCUCAGGCAGCACCACCUCCACAGCCACCAAAAUCCAAGAUCUCCGGAACUGUGUUGACAAAGAAACCACCACCACCACCUCCACCUCCUCACCGGCCAACAACUCCCCGAGAACCAGCACCAACCAAGAUCUCUGGAGCUGUGUCGACAAUAAAACCACCGCCACCGCCGCCUCCUCUUCCAGGUGCAAAAGAAGCUGCCCCAUCUCCACCUAAACAUGAACCUCCUGUAUCACAAAAUGCAGCAGCUCAAGGAAUGGUGGAUUCAGAACCAGUAGUUGACAUGAUUGCAGUUGUGAGGAUAAAAGCACCACCUCCUGCCGCACCACCUUUACCAUCACCUAAAUUACCACCAGCUGAAGUGGCUGCAGGAGAACUGCCCCCAUUGCCAACAGCACCAAAGAUACCAAGAACUGCACAAAUUACACCAUCACCACCACUUCCACCUGCGCUGCCUCCACUUCCUGCACCAUCCAAAGGGUCAAUUCCAUCACCUCCACCACCGGUCAUUAAAGGAGCUCCUCCACCGCCUCCUCCUUCGUUUAGUGCAACCAAAUCCUUGAACCCCAAAAAAGCAACGACAAGGUUGAGGAGAUCAACCCAAAUUGCAAGCCUUUAUCGGUUCUUAAAAGGACAAAUAGAAGGGUCGAACUUAGAGAUUAAACUCAACAGUGGAAGAAAUCGUCAAGUUGGGGGCUCUGCCGAUGGAAAACAAGGAAUGGCUGAUACAAUAGUAGAGAUGAAAAAGAGAUCAUCAUACUUCCAAAAAAUAGAGAAAGAUGUGCAAAUGCAUGGGAAAACGAUCAAGGAUUUGACAGCUAAAAUAUAUUCUUUUCAAACCAAGGACAUGAUUGAGCUCAUCAAGUUCCGCAACUUCAUUGAAUCUCAUCUUCAAAAUUUAACAGAUGAAACACAGGUUUUAGCAAGGUUUGAAGACUUCCCCACAAAGAAGCUGGAAGCUUUAAGAGCGGCGGCAGCUCUACGCUUAAAGUUAGAGGCCAUUGUUGUAGACUUGCAGAACUGGAAGACUGCACCUCCUCUUGGCAAGCUCCUCGACCAGAUUGAGAACUACUUUAACAAGAUGAAACGAGAAAUUGACACACUCGAACGAAUAAAGGACGAAGAGUCCAAGAUGUUUCGGAGAAAUAAUAUCGAAUUCGACUUCAGUAUACUGGUAAGAAUCAAGGAAUUGAUGGUUGACAUAUCUUCAAGAUGCAUGGAAUUAGCACUUAAGGAAAGCAGAGAAGCAAAAGAAAUUGAGAACAAAGUGACUGUAACAAAAUCACAAACACAGAGAACUGAUUGCACUAAAAUGCUUUGGAGGGCUUUUCAGUUCGCAUUCAGAGUGUACUCAUUUGCCGGUGGCCAUGAUGACCAUGCGGAGAAUCUAAGCAAAGAAUUAGCUCAUGAGAUUGAGGCCAGUUCAUAGCACCAUUUAUCAUUCGUGUAGAGUUGAAUAUUGGUCACAAGCAAUGCACCAUAUCGAAGCAUCUCCAGAUAAUUCUGUUUAUAUGGUAUAUCGUGGGAGAAGCAAUUCCAUGGACUCUUGUAAAUGCACUUCAUUUUGCAGUUAGCACAUCACACAUAAUUGCAG